AUGGUCAAGCCCCUCACAUUCAAAGGCGACAAGCCAAAGAAACGCAAGACCCGCACCAUAGAAAAUGAUGCGCGAGCUCCCAAAUCGCGCAAAACCGAACCCGAGCCAGAACCAGAGGACAACCCAGAAGACCAAAGCUGGGUCUCCGCCGACUCCCCAAGCGAUAUCGCCGGCCCAGUAAUCAUAGUCCUACCCUCAGACGACCCAACCUGUGUCGCUAGCGACGCCAACGGCCAAGUCUUCGCCAGCAAGCUCGAGAACCUCGUCGACGGAGACCCAGGAACGGCAGAACCGCACGACGUGCGACAAGUCUGGGUUGCGUCGCGGGUGGCGGGGACGGAGUCAUUUAGUUUCAAGGGACAUCAUGGAAAUACGAAUCCUUCCUCGCAAUCCCCUCCCCGGAAGUCACGGGGACAUUCUCCCCCUCAAACGCACGGCGGCGACGGCGAGUCCUUCCUCUCAAUAAAAGAAAACAGCAAAGCCGCAUCCGGCGUUGAGAUCCGCGGCGACGCGAAUACGAUUUCCUUUGAGACGACUGUGCGCGUGCGCAUGCAGGCGAGGUUCAAGCCGAAGUUGCGCGCAUCGAAAGAGAGCAAGGCGUAUGAGAAGAUUAGUAAGAAGGAGCUUGAGGGGAUUGUUGGGAGGGGGCUGAAUGAUGAUGAGGUUAAGAGGUUGAGGAAGGGGAGGAGGGAGGGGAAUUUCCAUGAGGUUUUGCUUGAUGUUAAGGUUAGCGGGAAGCAUGAUAAGUGGGCUUGA
Messenger RNA from Penicillium crustosum, 756 nucleotides. RefSeq lists its product as uncharacterized. The record is from RefSeq and is a predicted model, not a curated record. The transcript is spliced from 2 exons. Lineage: Eukaryota; Fungi; Ascomycota; Eurotiomycetes; Eurotiales; Aspergillaceae. Gene Ontology annotation, molecular function: actin filament binding. Bases 1 to 756 code for a protein of 251 amino acids. Gene Ontology annotation, cellular component: nucleolus; catalytic step 2 spliceosome; striated muscle dense body.